Molecule: messenger RNA, 1523 nt
Organism: Miniopterus natalensis
Lineage: Eukaryota; Metazoa; Chordata; Mammalia; Chiroptera; Miniopteridae
Source: RefSeq, a predicted model, not a curated record
AUGUCAUCCAAAUCAAAAACGUUUGUGCACCAAAGGACUCUAUCUAGAAAGUGAAAGGACAACCUACAGGAUGGGAGAGACAUUUGCAAAUCAUAUGUCUGAUAACGGCCUAUUUUCCAGAAUGCAUAAAGAACUCUUACGACUCAACAACAGAAAGACAAGCAACCCAGUUUAGGAAAUGGGCAAAGGAUUUGAAAGUGCAUCUGCUUCCUCCAAAGCAGUUGUACAAAUGGCCAAGAGGCACCUGAAAAGAUGCUCAACAUCAUUAGCCAUGAGGGAAAUGCAAAUCAAAACCAGGAGAUACCACUUCACACCCACUAGGAUAGCUAUUAUAAGCAAAACAAAAAGGGAAAUAGCAAGUUUUGGUGAGGGUAUGGAGAAAUUGGGACCCUCAUACACUGUUGUUGGGAGUGCAAAUUGGUACUGCCACUGUGGAAAUCAGUUGGGUGGUUCCUCAGUAAGUUAAACAUAGAAUUCCCAUAUGGCCUGGCAAUUCCACCCUUAGCUGUAUACUCAGAAGAACUGAAAACAGGUGUUCAAACAGAACCCUGUACAAGAAUGUUCACCGCAGUGCCAUUCACAACAGCUAGAUAGUUGUGAUGGCCGUCCAACGAGUGUACACCUGGUGCCACUGGGUCAUACAUGUUUGCUGUUUUUUCUGUACAAGGUUCUGGUCCAGUGGGAAGUGGGAGCUCCCUCAAAGAGAGGGUCCAGUGAGCAAAGGUGAGCAGGGUGCCACCAGCGCCCCUUCUUUGCAGGCCCAGGCCCGCCGGGGCCAAUGGGAAAGCAGUGACCUCACCGAACUUGUAGGUCACAGAGCCUGUGCCUCGACCAAUGAGGGGCCGGUCCGUGGUCGUUAGAACACUGAGCGGGAGCCUCUGUACUGGCUAUCUUGAGCGGUUGAGACCAACUGGCGAAUCGCAACUGACCGCACCUGACCGCACCUGACCGCACCUGACCGCACUGCAGAGCUAGGCCGGUUGGAGAAAGUGCACCUAACGCCCAGCAUGUCUGGGCAAAGGAGCCGUGAAGGACCCUCCGAUCACCAGAGGCGGAACCACAGCCGCACAAGCAACAGCAACCGCAACCGCAACCGCAGCCGCAGCCCGUCUACCAGAGCAGACUUGUCCUUUUCUGUGAGCCACCUGGAGCGCCUCCUGCGGGAAGGCCACUAUGCCCAGCGCUUCAGCUCACGCGCACCCGUGUACCUGGCGGCCAUCAUCGAGUACCUGACCACCACCGUCCUGGAGCUGGCGGGCAACGAGGCCCAGAAAAUCGGCCGCAGGCGCAUCACUCCGGAGCUCCUGGACAUGGCGAUCCACAACAACGCACUGCUCAGCGGCUUCUUUGGGAAUACCACCAUAUCCCAAGUGGCCCCGGGCUGGCAGUAGCUGCCCAGCAUGGCAUGGGUUCCCCGGGCCUCGACCCUAGGACGCCAGGCCCCCUCACAGCCCAGGCAGCCUGAGCCUGCCUGGUGCCUUGGGCAAAGUCAUUGAAAAUAAAGUGUUGAAAGAAACCCAUGU